AGUUGCUGUUUAAGACUAGGCGGUGCUAUUGUACCCUGGAUCUUCCUGGUUUUGUUUGUGCUCCAUAGCUUGUCCUCCAUUCUCCUCGUCGUUGCACCUUUACCAGGUCCCGCCCGGUUGCCCACCUGCCUGGCUAGAUUUGUGAGACGUCAUGGAACCGUCUCUUUUUCAUAUCGACCUAACGCAGCUGCGGUAGACCUCGAGUUGCCCGCAUUCACUUCCGCAUUUUAUUCGGAUACUCAUCAGGGGCUUGUGCAAUCACGGUCACUAUGCCAUGUGUUCGUCCGUGGAAACACUGGUGACCCAGACCUGGGUCUUCCACGUCGACUAAGCCGUUUCCUUGGGUCAGUGGGUUUUCUUGCAAACAGUAUAUAUCUACUAUGUAAUUCCCCCCGUUCUGUUGUCUCAAUCCUUUUAUUACUUCGAGACAUCGAAUUUCCAAAAUCCGACUUCCAUCAGCGUGUCUAUACAUCCCGUUAUGUUCUUGUGUUACGUCACUAAGCCAACAUUAUGAUCUCUCUAAUCCAACAACUGUUUAGGAGCCUCCAGGAACCGACAACGGCAAAACGAUAUAGAGAUGCUGGGAUUGGACUUGCGUUUACCGUCGGAAACCAACUUGUUGUCCUACCUAUUCAGAUUACGCUUAAUCUUCAUUCCAUUAACAUCCCAGCAUCUAUCUUGGUCAUGCUUCUCUGUUUGUUCCUAAUGGUGGUUGCGAAUUAUAUCCACGGAGGCACGGCAGAGCUAUACUCUAAGCAUAUCCGUGGACCUACAGAUUUCCUUGGUCGUCAUAUGUCCUACGGCUUCGUAGCAUCGUUCAUAAUGCUCAACAGGGAUCAUAUCUCUGAUGCCAUUGCCGUCCCCAAAAUUGCUGGGGUCUUCCUUGUUACCACUCUCGCCAGCUACGCUUGUUCAUUUCUGGUUGCUUGGGGUAGCUUUGAUUUGGAGCAGCGGGUCCGAGGGCAGCGAACGAAGUCCUUCGAUCUUGAAAGUAAUAAGUCCUGGCCCAGUCCAUCCACAGCUUGGCCGACCCCGUCAACGGACAGGGCCUCGAAGCCAUUAUCUCACCUGUCUCGGAUAAGUGUGGCUCUGGUGAAAAACGGAUCUCUCACCUCAAUUGAGUCGACGGAAAAGGUUUCGACCCCUCAAUUUAUAGAUCUUAUUGUUCAUACGGCCCCACUAUGGAUCUGCGUCCUACUCAUCGGAGUAGUGGGAAUCCCAGCAUAUUUCGCUACUAACUACGAGACUCCAUUCGAAGUUUUAUGCUUCAUCCUAUUCUGGAUCCUAUCAGUCCAAUUCCAGAGGUCGUUGAGAAACUCAUGUCGCCUUCUACAGCACCCGCGAUUGCGCUCUACGUUAGUCAUACUCACAAACCCUGUGAUGAUUAGCUGGGCGUUGGGUUCGGCUUACCUUUGGAUCAAGACGGCUUAUACGCAUCAUACUAUCGCUACCGUCGUAACCGAGUUUCGAAGACAUACUACGUUGGCAGAAGGGAUGGCCGCUAUUUUAGGCGGAGGUAGCAUCAAGAACAAUAUCGGUGCUGGCGACCUAUCAGGUCCCGUCCUAGACGCUGGAAUCAUCUGUCUAGGAUUUAAGAUGUUCGAAUAUCGAAAAGAGCUAUGGGAAAGCUUCACCACGGUACUUACCACAUGCGCCUUGCUCGCGAUAGCGAACGUUUUUCUCAAUGUUAUGAUCGGCCGUGCAAUGGGACUAGAAGCAGCCGAUGCCAUCGCUUUUGCCGCCCGAUCCGUUACCAUCGCUCUUGGAGUUCCUGCAAUUCAGAAUCUAGGCGGAAGUACCACGUUAAUGAGCGCUACGGUAAUUUUUGGCGGAAUAAUCUUCCAAAUGGCUGGCGACUGGGUAUUCUCGCUUCUAAGAAUCAACGAUCGGGCAUGUCAGCAAAAUAUAGACGAUGGUGGCUCUAGCAAUGGUGAGAAAAUAGGGGAUGAGAAAGAAUCUCAGAAGAUCACCAGAGUAGAAGGCGGCGAAAUCGCCAUCGUCGCAGCCGGUAUAACCGUGGGCAUUAACGCCGCAGCGAUGGGCACGUCGCAUCUAAUCGAGCGCGACUCUAAAGCUACUGCGUAUUCCGCAUUGUCAAUGACUGUCUUUGGGGCCAUGACGGUAGCACUUACAGCAUUACCUGGUGUCUCGGGGAGUAUAACUUUUCUGGCGUCAAGAUGACGAGAAAG
This is a messenger RNA of Hypoxylon trugodes, 2189 nucleotides long. RefSeq lists its product as uncharacterized. Lineage: Eukaryota; Fungi; Ascomycota; Sordariomycetes; Xylariales; Hypoxylaceae. The coding region runs from base 511 to 2181 and encodes 556 amino acids. The record is from RefSeq and is a predicted model, not a curated record. The transcript is spliced from 2 exons.